AUGGAAGAUGUUGUGGUGGUGGGGCGAGUACUUGUUUGGAGUCCUAUGUGGCGGCGGCGGGCGGUGGGUAAUGGAUCAUGGUGGAAUGGACGCCAUCUCAAAAUCCCUUCGCCUCGAAUGGAAUCGUCUGUCCCUCCAAUCGCCCUCCGUUCUUCGAGCCGCCGCCGGCGAACGUCUCUUCUUCUUCCCUGCUCGCCCAUUUUCUCCAAUUCACUAAUCGAUUCCACGAGCAUAGACUCCGCCGCCACAACUUUCCCAUCUGAUUUGCCUACUUCGAGAGUUCGCGCCGCCACCGAGCUCGACCUUUUGUUUUAG
Molecule: messenger RNA, 315 nt
Organism: Linum trigynum
Lineage: Eukaryota; Viridiplantae; Streptophyta; Magnoliopsida; Malpighiales; Linaceae
Source: the annotation of a GenBank genome assembly